UACGUCUUUCUCUCUUAACGUACAGAGUUGGAGGCAGACAAUCAUCUCCUAAUUUUCUUUCCCCAGAAAGUGAGAGAAAAUGGAAGAAAGCUCAAGAAGGAAGAGCUCAAGAAAAGGAGACAAGGACCCUUUUUGUGUACUUCAUAAGCUUCCUUCUGGCGAUACUCCUUAUGUUCGAGCCAAACAUGCUCAGCUGGUUGAGAAGGAUCCUGAAGUAGCUAUAGUAUUGUUUUGGAAGGCAAUAAAUGCAGGAGAUAGAGUAGAUAGUGCGCUUAAGGACAUGGCAGUAGUGAUGAAACAGCUAGAUCGAACUGAAGAGGCCAUUGAAGCCAUCAAGUCUUUUAGAAGCCUUUGCUCCAAACAGGCACAAGAAUCACUGGAUAACGUCCUCAUUGACUUAUACAAGAAAUGCGGGAGAAUAGAUGAACAAAUUGAUUUGCUAAAGCAGAAGCUGAGGUUGAUAUACCAAGGAGAGGCCUUCAAUGGAAAACCCACCAAGACUGCUCGCUCCCAUGGCAAGAAGUUCCAAGUUUCUAUUAAACAAGAAACUUCUAGAAUACUAGGUAAUUUGGGUUGGGCCUACAUGCAAAAAUCCAACUAUAUGGCAGCUGAGGUGGUGUAUAAGAAAGCCCAAAUGAUAGAUCCGGAUGCGAACAAGGCUUGUAACUUGGCCCUUUGCCUCAUCAAGCAGGCCCGAAACAGCGAGGCCCGUUCGAUUCUCAAUGAAGUAUUGCAAGGUAACAUUCCAGGCUCCGAAGAUUGCAAGGCCCAAAAUCGAGCCCAAGAAUUGAUGGUAGAGGUAGAGCCUAGGUGGCUACCGCCAUCGACGAAGAUGAAGAUUGCAAGAUUUGAUCUUGAGGAUGAUCUUAUUGAUGGGCUUGAGAAGUUAUUGAAUGAAUGGGCUCCAUCUAGAACAAAGAGGCUUCCAAUCUUUGAAGAGAUAUCUUCAUAUAGAAACCAAUUAGCAUGCUAAGGUUUCGUUUAAGCCUAGUUGGGUUAUAAAGUAUAUAUGGAGAUGAUAAAUUGGAGGGUGUAUUUAGUAUAAAUAAUGGACUAGAAGACGUAAAUUCUUACAAAUAAAGGUCAUUUUUCUACAAUAAA
This is a messenger RNA of Vitis vinifera (wine grape), 1101 nucleotides long. RefSeq names its product protein SULFUR DEFICIENCY-INDUCED 1. The record is from RefSeq and is a predicted model, not a curated record. NCBI's taxonomy places the organism in Eukaryota, Viridiplantae, Streptophyta, Magnoliopsida, Vitales, Vitaceae. The transcript is spliced from 4 exons. The coding region runs from base 80 to 973 and encodes 297 amino acids. Gene Ontology annotation, molecular function: protein binding.